CUUGAAUAGUAGGACUCGACUUGCGUGACUGAGUGCUUGGAGAGCUUGGUGACUGGACAUACAGGAAGGGAUCAUAGUGCUCACAAAAAGCUUGGACUGUGUGCUCAGGAAGAGCUUGGACUUUUGUGCUCAUAAGAGCUUGGUUACUCGCGAAAAAUCAUCUGGGUGCCCGGGAGGGCUUGGAUUCUUGCCCCCUCAACGGUGUUCUCGAAGGACUUGGAUCUGGAUUUUUAACAAAACAAAGUAGUGCUCAAGAAACUGUACACGGAGUGUACGUGCUGGAGCUCGAACGUAAAAUUGCAAGGCAAUUCGGGUGCCAGACUGAAUCUUGUUACGGCGUGGGAUUCGAAACCAAAACAAACUCUACUUGCUACCGAACUACGUGCUCGCUUUUGCAAACGCGUCCUCGAAACUUAACACCCCGUUUAUAAUCCGAACUCUUUCUUGAUUUUGUUAAUAUGUCUGCAUCCACGGGCGAAGCCGAGCUCAGGCAAAACAGUCACUCUAAAAACUCUGCAACCUCACCAGAACACCAAUCAUCCCCAAACUCUUGGACGUUGGGAGAUCGUACAUCGAAUGACCAUUCGCGGGCAAAAUCUCCUCACCAAACCGCAUCGGAGGAGCCCGAGGGACAUGACCGAAGCGAUAAGGACAGUUUACAGGGUAGCACCGAGAAAAGUAAACCAAAAGACAAGGUUAAAGCAAAUGCGACGGCCGAGAAGUUCAAAGGGAAAGAGAAGGCAAUCGAAAAGGAGAAAGUGACCUCUCCUCAGAAGAAGCCCAUGCCAAACCGCCGAUCCUCCACUCGCUUGCAGACCAACGACAACUCAUCCUUGUCCAUCCUUUCCGACGACGACGACCCCUCACCACCCUCGUCAGAAUGUCUUCCGGAUGAUCAGGCUGCCAUUGCUGACGCAUUGAAGGUUCAAAUACUGGGGAAGAAGAGGUCGACGGCUGUCGUGGCGUCUGCUCUGAACCGCAACACGCUUGCUCUGGGAGGUCAUCAAUUAGAGCUGGUAGAAAUACAACGCAAGAACGAAGAAAGGGUUCGGGGUGAAAUCGGGGAGCUGAGAGUGCGUGUAGAUGCACUGGAAGUGUCUGGACUGGGUGCCCACGUAGACGAAUCUGUCAUCUCUGACGGAUCAGGUUCCCCGAAAGUGCCUGCAGCGUCUCUCCUACGUGAUAUUAGGACGCGUAUCAAGGCACUUGAAGGCAACAACCAUUUGCUAAAGGACGGUGUAGAUUGGAAGCGGACCUUGGACAAGGAAUUUCGUACGCUUAAGGACAAAGUAGAGGUUUAUGAAGGUUUUCGAAAACUCUCCCCCAGCCAAAGGAUGUCAUGGAGGUAUGCACAUACGCCACAAAGGAGUUUACGAGAAUAGGAUCUCUCAUAUCCAAAGGGCUUUCGGAUCUACGCGAAGAGGUGAGGGUGGACCGAAAAACGUCGAUAGCUGACGCCUUCAAAAAGGUCACCACCACCAUCAACUCACACAACGACACUCUUCGGGAGGAGAAUAGGAAGCUGUGGGCCAAGCUCGAUGACGUCUCCACCAAGCUUGAAGCAGCUUUGGCAGAUAAUGAUGGUCUACGUGCUCGACUGCAAGGUAUUGGAAAUAUUUUAUGCCACAGAAAUUGUCUAUGCAACAUAAUUCA
This is a messenger RNA of Lentinula edodes (shiitake mushroom), 1653 nucleotides long. RefSeq lists its product as uncharacterized. The coding region runs from base 459 to 1382 and encodes 307 amino acids. The transcript has a single exon. The record is from RefSeq and is a predicted model, not a curated record. NCBI's taxonomy places the organism in Eukaryota, Fungi, Basidiomycota, Agaricomycetes, Agaricales, Omphalotaceae.